This is a messenger RNA of Drosophila suzukii, 1293 nucleotides long. Its product is annotated as GPALPP motifs-containing protein 1. The record is from RefSeq and is a predicted model, not a curated record. NCBI's taxonomy places the organism in Eukaryota, Metazoa, Arthropoda, Insecta, Diptera, Drosophilidae.
GUGUGUACACACCUCCAUGCCACCGGCAAAAACCGGAGGCCGGGAAGAAGAAGCAGCUACUCCAUCGGGAAGCAACGGAGUUACGUGCUAAAAAAAUCAUGUCCACCGAUGAUAGUUGUAGUGACAGCAGUUCCUCCAGCGACGAAAGACACCGGAAACGGAAGCACAAGAAGCAUAGCAAAGAUGUGGACAAGUCCAAAAAGAAGAAGUCAAAAAAGCACAAGAAGGAGAAGCGUCGCCACAAGGAGAAAAAGCGCAGCAAGCAGGAGGAGGAGCAGCCAGUGACUUAUCCCCAACCUCCAGCUUUGUUGAAUGCACCUUCUCCAGAUGUGGCUUCAAAUAGCGAAGAUGCCUUCGGUCCUGCCCUGCCACCGCAUUUGAGAAAACCAAAUCAACCGGAAAUUGAAGAGGAUAUCCAACCGAAAACACAACCGCAUGCCAUAAUUGGACCCAUUCUGCCUAGCAGUUUGGCUCAAGAAAAGUCGCCUAUUAAAGAUGCCGAUGCGGAGGAUGAUGAUGAUGAUCUAGCUGGCACAUUUGGCCCCCUGCCAAACGCCAGCCAAGUGGCCUUGGAGGAGCGUGCUCUGGCCCUCAAAUUGGCAGCUCUGGAGGGCGGAGGAUUGGGUACUUCAGCAGACCAAGAAGUGCGCGAAGAGUGGAUGCUGGAACUUCCAGAUGUGGGAUUAAAAAGCGGUCUUGCCGCCCUCAGCAAUAUGAAGCGCACCUUCCAUCAGGGAAAGGAGCGACCUGACUUCAGCGAUCGAACCUCAUGGACAAAGACGCCCCAGAGUGAAGCGGCUGCUGCUGCAGCGGGUCCAAAAUCCCUCAGCUCCAAGGAACUGGAGCAGAUGGCUCAGUUGAAGUACGAGCAGCAGCGCGAUGAUGAACAGGAGAGCAUGGCCAAGAAACACAAAAAGAAGCACAAACGUGAGGAGUCUCUGGUGGAUCUGCACCAGAAAAAGCUAAGGAAGGAGCAGAGGGAAAAGGAAAAGGAACUGGCUGCCUCGGGUUCCAAGCCAGAAAGAAGACCCUUCAGCAGGGAUGUGGACCUGAAGCUCAACAAGAUCGACAAGAAUCAAACCAAGCAGAUUGUGGACAAGGCCAAGAUACUCAACACCAAGUUUUCUAGGGGUCAGGCGAAGUAUUUGUAAAAUGGAUGGACCAUAUUAAAUUCAAUAUACACAAUUUUUAAGAAAUUUACUAGGUUGUAUGUUUAAAAUAAGUAAUAUAGAUACAAUUAUUUGAAAACGCUCAAAAUUAGUAUUUUUAAGUAAAUAUAAAUUGGACUUUUUA